AUGUCUACCAACAAUGCGCGUCGCUGGGACUGGGACGUCCUGGAACAGAACAUUGACUCCAUGUACCAGGAGUGCAAGCAUACUGUCCAGCGUCUGAAGGACCAGAAUCUCAACGACAAUGACUACCGCAACGAGAACGAGAACUUGCGCCAACAGAUCCGCGAUCUCCAGGCGAUGAUCGACGUGAAGGAUAGCGGUAUCGCCGAAGCCCAUGGCCGCAUCGAGAUGCUCGAAGCCGACAACCUUGAUCUGAACCAACGCAUCAAAGCUAUCGAAGAGACCUUCAUCCCCCACAGCGGUGGCGUCAGUGCUGGCACCAAGCGUCCCCGUGUCUCCUCUCCUGAGUCCACCGGUCCGCUCUACGACACCCCCUCCUACAGCGCCCCAUUCCCACCCCAGCAGCGUCACAUCUUCCGCACCCCCUACAGCGACGCCGCACCCACCACCCCCUCCCAACCUACCUACCAACCCAACUACCGUCGCGCCCAGUCCUAUGCCCCGGACCUUCGCCCGGCCUCCUUCACCAACGGCCCCGGUAACACCCCCUACACCCUCGCCUACGCCCGCCCCCACGGCAACCCGAGCAUUAAAGACGACGACGGCUAUGCCAGCGACAACGGCGGCUACCGCAGCGACGGCUCCGACGAGCCCGCCACCCGCGUCAACAUGCACAAUAACAGCACGGCCGCACCACGCCCCAAGCCGCGCUACCAGCGCUUCGGCAAGGUCGUGUGCCACAACUGCUGGAAGCACCGCUACGCGUGCCAUACGCGGCGCGGCGAGGUCAGCUGCGACUGGUGCAAGGAGACGAAGACGUGGUGCACGCGCGAGGUGUGCGCGCAGUGGCAGCGCGAGGGUAGGUGCUCCAAGGGCGUGAAGUGCCACGGCGUGCAUGAUAAUACGCGCGGGUAUAAUCUGGGGAAGGAGCAGUUGCAGGGGGCGUAUAGGGGACCGCGCUAA
Mytilinidion resinicola is the source of this 960-nucleotide messenger RNA. RefSeq lists its product as uncharacterized. The coding region runs from base 1 to 960 and encodes 319 amino acids. The transcript is spliced from 2 exons. NCBI's taxonomy places the organism in Eukaryota, Fungi, Ascomycota, Dothideomycetes, Mytilinidiales, Mytilinidiaceae. The record is from RefSeq and is a predicted model, not a curated record. Gene Ontology annotation, molecular function: metal ion binding.